This is a messenger RNA of Colletotrichum destructivum, 2237 nucleotides long. Its product is annotated as Putative nucleotide-diphospho-sugar transferase. NCBI's taxonomy places the organism in Eukaryota, Fungi, Ascomycota, Sordariomycetes, Glomerellales, Glomerellaceae. Gene Ontology annotation, biological process: protein N-linked glycosylation; cell wall mannoprotein biosynthetic process. Bases 269 to 1372 code for a protein of 367 amino acids. The record is from RefSeq and is a predicted model, not a curated record. Gene Ontology annotation, molecular function: alpha-1,6-mannosyltransferase activity. Gene Ontology annotation, cellular component: mannan polymerase complex. The transcript is spliced from 2 exons.
CCCGCCCGUCAACGUGAGAAUCUCGUAUCUGGCCAAAUUCCUUGCUCCCUCAGUCAGAGACGCAUGAGGAGGAGCGCCCUGUGUCAUCUUCUUGGACUCUGCACGGCCCUUGUUCCGUUCAAAUACCUACACCUCUCUUGAGUUUGUUCUGAGCCACGAGACGAACCGCCUGCGCGAAGACAAGCGAAGUGCCGUCGACGACAACCUCUAAACCCCCAAUCACCUGUAUGGUUUUCGCAUCCUCGUCCACCCCGUGAGACCGCCACCCAUGGCCCGCCCCAUGGGGUCAGUUCGCUUGAAGAAGGCGAACCCAGUUACCCUUCUUCUCGGCGCAGUGUUGUGCAUUUUUAUCAUUGUCUUUCUCGUCGGGCCCUCCAAGUCGGUCAAGGCAGAACCGGCCGGGACCGCCUCUCACCACCUAUCACCGCCAACCGCACCCUACCGAAAGAAGGCCAAAGGCGACACGAGGCCGCCACCGGUCGUCCGCUACAACCUCAACAAUGUCACCAUCACGACCGAUCCAAUUGGCAACCGCGAGUCCGUCCUCAUCUUGACGCCGAUGGCACGUUUCUACCAGGACUAUUGGGACAACCUGCUCAACCUGAACUACCCCCACGACCUUAUCUCCCUCGGUUUCAUCCUACCCAAGACCAAGGAGGGAAAUGCUGCGACGGCGGCUUUGCAGGAACAGAUCACCAAGACUCAGAGCUCGGAGAAGAACCGCUUCAAGAGCAUCGUCAUUAUGCGGCAGGAUUUCGAGCCAGCCAUCACAUCCCAAGACGAGAGUGAGCGGCACAAGAUGGAGAACCAGAAAGCCAGGCGGGCCGUCAUGUCCAAGGCCCGUAAUUCGCUGCUAUUCACAACCUUGGGGCCCCAAACAUCGUGGGUUCUGUGGCUGGAUGCCGACAUUGUCGAAACGCCGCCAUCUCUCAUCCAGGAUCUAGCAUCGCACGACAAGCCCGUCAUCGUCCCUAACUGUUUCCAGCGGUUUAUGAACACCGAGACCAAUAAGAUAGAGGAGCGGCCCUACGACUUCAACAGCUGGCAGGACAGUGAGAUUGCGCAGAAGAUGGCCGAGACAAUGGGUCCAGACGAUAUCUUGCUCGAGGGGUACAAGGACAUGCCAACGUACCGUGCGUUGAUGGCGUACUUGGGCACCGACGACAAAGACAAGCGGAUGGAAAUCCCGUUGGACGGCGUCGGCGGCACCGCGCUACUCGUCAAGGCAGACGUCCACCGUGAUGGGGCUAUGUUCCCGCCGUUCUCCUUCUACCAUCUCAUCGAGACCGAGGGCUUUGCCAAGAUGGCGAAGCGCUUGGGCUGGCAGCCGUUUGGUCUCCCGAACUACAGAGUCUAUCACUAUAAUGAGUAGUGACCUGUGUAGCGACGGAUGGGAGCCAGAACACACGCCUACCACUUGUCUUUUCUCAGUGAGACAGAAACAAUACCCUCUUCCUCCUUGGGGCCGCCGACAGCACUGGCGGUGACAUCACGAUUUUACGCGCGGACCUUAUUGGAAAGAAUAACCAUUGUGCAGAUACCCCCUUUUUCGUAUCUUGCCAAACGUAAUUGCAUUCGAAAUACUCGGAAGAGAAAAAGGGGGGGCUAGGGUGGAUGAGACAGGCGUUCUUUGUAGUAUAUUCACACCCGCACAACAAACCACCCACCCACACUUGCUUAUUAUCGUUCUGCGAUGGAUUCAGGAGUCUGGGAAACAGUGGACAAUCGGGCAAGGCAGGACUCGAGCGGCCAGGCGACGGCGUCCGAGGGGAUGUAAGAGUAAAUAUGGAAGCGCCGACAGGUCCGGAGAAGGCGGCGGGCACGGGGCUAAAUCAUGGGCUGUGCAAGAUAUCUCCAGCAUUAGAAGAAGAGUCGCUUUUCCCUUCGAGGGUCCGGGCGUGAUAAAUGAAGCAAUAUGUUAUCCAAAGAUAAAGGAAACCCCCAAAUACCCCAUGGCCGUGUUUCUGCCAGUUUGUAUGAUUACCCUGAUGGGCUAUGAUCAGCACGCCGUUCCGCCCAAACGUAAAGCGAUGAUGAAAUCCCCCGUACACGCCCAGGCCCGCUUCCAAUCCCCAUCCUAUGUUAUCCCUUUAACAUGUCUUCUUGUCUUCAGGCAAUACCCGUCCCAAGACCUUGUUGCCCUUAUUCUCAUCUCAUUUCCCUCCUCUUGCGAUUAUGGGCCCUCCCCCGCGACGUCAUCUCGCAGAGCAGCGCCCCAACGCGAUUCACUAUGGUCC